Molecule: messenger RNA, 1457 nt
Organism: Sinocyclocheilus grahami
Lineage: Eukaryota; Metazoa; Chordata; Actinopteri; Cypriniformes; Cyprinidae
Product: UPF0769 protein C21orf59 homolog
Exons: 8
Coding region: 85-1050 (321 amino acids)
Biological process (GO): regulation of cilium movement
Source: RefSeq, a predicted model, not a curated record
ACCUGGAACUCAUACCGCUUUUUUGAGGGAAACGGCAAACUGAAGGAGGUUAUGUGGCCUGGAGUGGUGUUCUAGGGAAGAGAAAUGUUAAUUGUGCCGCGUGUUUGUGUUGUUUGGUGUUCAGACGACCACAAGAUUUAUUACAUUCCUGCACAAGACAAAUUCAGCAAGAGGGAGAUGGUUCAGCUGCACGUCAAACGAGGAGAUGAGAGUCAGAUUCUCUUCAGUGCUACAGUGGAUGUCUCGAUAGAGACACUGACCCAGCAGGUCUGCGCCAUCUAUAAUGGGAGAUUAAAAGUGGACAGGAUCUGCUCUGAAAUUCCAGAGCUGGCAGAUCAUGGCAUCUCUCUUCCACUGAAUAUGCAAGGCCUGACCGAUGAUCAGAUCAUGGAGCUCAAACUAAAGGAUGAAUGGGAAGACCGCUGUAUUCCCAGCGGUGGUGCUGAGUUUAAGAAGGAUGAGCUCGGGCGUCGAAAUGGACAUGCUCCAAACGAGAAGAUGAAAGAAGUUUUAAGGAAAACAGUGGAGGAAGCCAAAGCUUUAAUCUCAAAUAAACAAGUGCAAGCGAAUGUUUGCUUUACCAUGGAUAUGGUCAAAGAGGCUUUGGAUCAGUUGCGAGGAGCUGUGAUGAUAGUUUACCCAAUGGGGCUGCCUCCACAUGAUCCAAUAAGGAUGGAGUUUGAAAAUCAAGAGGAUCUUACUGGAACACAGGCCUCAUUACAGGUGAUCCCAGAAGAAGAGGCUCAACUGUGGUGGGCGUCUAAAGAACUGCAGAGGGGCAAAAAGCUGCAGGAUUAUGUUGGGAAAAAUGAGAAAACAAAAAUUAUUGUGAAAAUUCAGAAAAGAGGCCAGGGUGCACCAGCGCGAGAACCACCAGUGAGUGAAGAAGAACAAAAAAAGAUGAUGCUGAACUAUUACAAGAGGCAGGAAGAUCUAAAAAAACUAAAAGAGGGAGAUGAUGACUCGUAUCUUCAGUCCGAUUGGUCAGACAGACAAGCUCUAAAAAGGCAGUUCCAGGGACUCACAAAUAUCAAAUGGGGCCCAAGAUAGAUGAACAGAGAAAAUCACAGCUGAUCUACAGUUACUUUCCAUUUGGCAAAUCAGAGAUCUCUAGACUCUACCGCUGCUGUUUUUAUGCAAUUUGGUGCCUUCAUUACAUAUGAAAGGUAUUUAUGAGACUGUAAAUGUGUUAAUACAAAGCAAGAGACAUCAAAUUUCUCUGUUCUGAUUUAUUGGCAGAAGGAUGCAACACCUUUCCUCUUUUUGUCUGUGCCUCUGGCAGUAAGUCAAUUGAAACUUGAUGCUGUUUAAAGACAGGAUGUUGCCGUGCAGCUCUAAGGAUCGCACCACAGAGUUCAUUUGGAGAGCAUUGAGAAGGAAUUACAGAACAUUUUGGUAUCCUUAAGGCAAAAGAGAGGUUAUAGUAUCGGGAGGUGUGAUGUUGUGUAAUAAAAGAA